AUCUGAUCAAACUCUAAUUGGGUGCUUGACCUGUCAGGUGAAAGACCGCGUGUGUGUCCGCGCGCACGGGUGCGUGCUGUUAAAUAUGACUGUCUCGCGGUUGAAAUCAACAUCAGUCUGGGUUUGUGACGUUUCGGGUACAAACAGCUGGACAUGAGACCGACGGCAGCGGCGUUUGCCCUCUGCGUCCACGCGGCGCGAGUGGCCACGCGGAAUUCCUCGCGCGCAACUGUUUCAAGCGUUUGGCGACAUGGACAAGAGCGCAGCCGCAGCAGUAACGCAGAUUUUCCUGCCGUAAAGGAACGAACUUUGAUAGCCGUCAAGCCGGACGGCGUUCAGAGACGCCUGAUUGGUGACGUCAUCAAACGCUUUGAGCAGCGAGGAUUUCGAUUGGUGGGUUUGAAGAUGCUGCAGGUUCCUAAGACGCUGUUAGAUCAGCAUUACGUGGCACUGCAGAAGAAACCCUUUUACUCCAGCCUGCUUCACUAUAUGACCUCUGGUCCUGUCGUUGCAAUGGUGUGGGAGGGGCAUAAUGUCGUGAGGUCAUCACGAAAGCUAGUGGGUAGCACGGAUCCAGCUGAGGCCACACCUGGAACGAUUCGAGGAGACUUCAGUGUGCACGUCAGCAGGAAUGUUGUCCAUGCGUCUGAUUCAGUGGAAGGAGCAGAGAAGGAGAUUUCACUGUGGUUCCAGAGCGAAGAGCUCAUAGACUGGGAGGGAUGUGAUCAUCAUAACAUUUAUGAUCUAUAAAAUACUGUUUGCUUUGAAAAGACAGAAAACAUGCUGAGCCACAGACAAACAGUUUUUAACUGUAGUUAAACAAAUAAUGUCUGUCAUCUUUAAGUGAUUUCAUGUAAAUAAUUGCUUGAAAUGUUUAUUUUAUAUAAGGGUUUUAAAAUAACUUGAAUUUUUUUAAUAGGAAGACCAAAGUCAUUGUGACACACAAGUACGGUAGUCAAAAUACACAAUUGCAAAGUUUAUUACAUUUUGAAACUGAACAUUUUGAGCUGACUCACAAUAAUAACAACCUUUCUGUAAUGUUGGUUUAUGAACUGCAGAUAAUGAAAACAAAUAACGUAUUUCGAAACAGAAAGGUUCAUUGGAUGUUAAAUGGUUUUUAUCGAACCAUUCUGUCCAAAAUGGUUCUUCUAUGACAUCAUGAAUGACAUCUUUAUUUUUAAGCGUGUGCUGUGUUACGAGUGAUGUCUGUAAGAACGGUGACAAUUUACCAAAGCUUGGAAAAUGUAUGAAUGUAAUUUAUUGAAGAUUAUCACUGCCUGUAAGCACUGACUUCUGUUAGUGUUUGUAUUGUUGAAGAGGUGUAACAAUAACAAUCAUUGUCCAUAAAAGUCACAUUUCAUAUCAAAAUAAAAAAGAUAUAUUUUGAAUAAAAGCAUUAAAGUCUACAGUA
Molecule: messenger RNA, 1411 nt
Organism: Paramisgurnus dabryanus
Lineage: Eukaryota; Metazoa; Chordata; Actinopteri; Cypriniformes; Cobitidae
Gene: nme4
Product: NME/NM23 nucleoside diphosphate kinase 4
Biological process (GO): CTP biosynthetic process; UTP biosynthetic process; GTP biosynthetic process
Molecular function (GO): nucleoside diphosphate kinase activity
Source: RefSeq, a predicted model, not a curated record